AUGGUGAAAGAACUGGGUGAUAAGGUGAAAGAGCCACUUGAUGAGUUUAAAGUUGGCGUCAUGUAUUUCAAGAAAGAAGACGACAGGCAAUGGCGAGGCGAGCAGUACGAGGAUAUCGACUCAUCCUCGGGGGAAUUUCCUAACCAAAAGGUCAAAAUGGACACCAUACUGUCCAACACGAUCGAGAAUCGCAAACUCUUUGAACGCGACGAAGAAAGCAUCAAAUAUUUCCACUUUCCGGCCAAUCACAUGGGAUGGAUCGAGACGGCGAUAACAAGAUACUAUGAAGUGAACAGAACCCCCACAGAAGAAGACCCCGAAGAGAAUGAGAACCAGUUGCUAUCUUUUGAGCACUGGCGAGGGCAGCUACAUGGUUCUGGGAUAGGAAAGGAUUUGUUCCACCUGCGGCAUAUGAGACCUCGAUGUGCCCAUGUUUCAGACCACACGGAUCACAAUGUUCCAUCUCAUAUCUCUCUCUUUCUCCCAUAUCUGCACUGGGAAACUAAUCGAAGGCGGGCAAAGAUGGUGCAAAUAGUUCAGGAGCUUGUCGAAGAUAAUAAGGUUCCUCUGAACUCCUAUCUUCUCGAGGCUGCGAGGGAGGCUCACUGUCUCCCUCAAAAGUUUGAUCCUCAGGUCUGGGAUGCCAUGGACUAUGACGCAGAUGAGCGGCUACUUCGGCAAGGCUUUUCUGAAACGAAGCAGGGUGUCGUCACGGCCGGACCACGAGGCGCGAAAUUGGGGCCUCCUCUGCACAUUCGUCGAACGCUGGACCAGUCAUAUUUCUCUGUCGUUGAAGAUACAGUAGAUAGAGAUACAGACCAAGUAGUCUAUCGACAAACAAGAGCCAGGAAAGAAAGGCAUGAAAAACAACAAGAAAAUGAAAAGGCAGCAACGAGUUCCACUAGCCUUAACACGACGUCUCCGCACACUCAGCACGUCGAGUCUACCGCCGUUUCACGUACACUUGGCACUAGAUCUGGGAGCACUACUAGCUCAGGCACAGCUGCUCAAAAGAAGAAGGAGAUGACAAAGUUAGUCGGAGUGACUCGAGUCGUCAUGGUUGACCAAUUGUGGAUGUGGAUCCUUGGAGAGGAUACAAUCGUCACAUCUUUUCCACGCCGUUGGGGGAGAAACAAGCCUGAUUCCUCCGGUGUUCAUAAGAGUCUCCGGCAGAUUCUUGGGAAGAGGAAGCGCAUUCGAUCCAUCUACCAUCUUGCCACUCUCAUCAUUGACCAAUGUUCAAAGGUAUUCUUUGACAGGACACAGCCUACGGAUGACCGCCCAGAGGUGAUGGAUCUGUUUGCUCAAGCCAUUGGGACUGUGGCUUACAACACCACAUCAGCCUACAGUCUUUUCUGGGCCAACAUCAGUCUUCAGUCGUCGAACAUGGAAAAGGAGAAAAAGCACAAGACUGCAGACGGUUUUAAAGAAUGGUUAAAACGCCACUUGGGAAUUAACCCGGAGCGGUCCAAGGGCCGUAACAGAGAUUCGUUCAGAUACCUGAACAUUAAUCCAGAGGGCGUCUUGCUGAAAGAAUCGCAGGAUAUUACUGAUGAGCUAAAUAUGAUGGAGCGUAUCUAUAAGCAGCAAUUAACUGUUGUGAAUGAGCUGCAAAAGCACAUCAAGAGCAGACACGACAAGGGUCAGAGUGUUCAAAGUGCCAAUAACUGGUCAUCCUGCACUUUAGAGGACCUGGAAGAGACAUCCAAUUUGGCGGAGAAGGUACAGAAUCGCAUUGACGAAAUAGCCGAUUUCCAAAAAGCUGUAACCCGCACGACCGAGCAGCUCCAAGCACUGCUAUCGCUUAAGCAGCAAGAAGCUAGCAUUGUUGAAGCCCGGAUUGCGCUAGAACGAGCAGACGAAAGCGUUCAGCAAGGCCGCGCCAUCAUGGCAUUCACAAUCAUCACGAUCUUUUUCCUACCGCUUGGGUUUUUCACUGGUUUCUUUGGAAUGAAUAACAGAAAUUCGACUGGUGAUGAGUGGAUGAGUAUGAGGGAACAGAUUAUGUAUAUGUUUGUGAUAUCUGCCGCCGUAAUCUCAGUCGUUCUCAUUGUGGCAUUCCGUUGGGGGUCCGACAAGCCUAACAAACGAGUCUCGUUAGACGUUGCGAUAGAUAGACACCACAAGGAGCAGGAAAACAAGCGAAAAAUCAACAGUCAAAGUAGCAAUAAUGUUACUGGGUGGUUGGACAACAGGGCUGGAGUGUCUCGCCGGCGAGGAAACCAAUCUGCUAUAUCUGAGGUGUGA
This is a messenger RNA of Trichoderma breve, 2247 nucleotides long. RefSeq names its product corA-like mg2+ transporter protein domain-containing protein. Gene Ontology annotation, biological process: transmembrane transport; metal ion transport. NCBI's taxonomy places the organism in Eukaryota, Fungi, Ascomycota, Sordariomycetes, Hypocreales, Hypocreaceae. Gene Ontology annotation, cellular component: membrane. Gene Ontology annotation, molecular function: nickel cation transmembrane transporter activity; magnesium ion transmembrane transporter activity; cobalt ion transmembrane transporter activity. The transcript is spliced from 12 exons. The record is from RefSeq and is a predicted model, not a curated record. Bases 1 to 2247 code for a protein of 748 amino acids.